AUGGCUGAGGUUAGCGACGGGAGUGCAGAAGUGAAGAAAAGCACCGGUUUGGAGGUUGACGAAGAUGAGAUCACAUUCAGCGACAAGGUUGCGCAGGCAAUCGACGGUAUCGGACACAGUGAACUGUGCCGUGCAGACGUGGACGUCAUCGAUCAGAUCAAUCGGCUAUUUCCAACGGAGCAGUCGUUGUCGCAGCUGGACACGGUGAUGCGUUCCAUCGAGGACGAGAUUGUUGGCUUGGAUUCUCAACUUGCCGAGCUGGUCGAAACGCAUGGCGAAGCGGGCAUCGAAGGAGAUCAGGCUCUGUGCGAGGCUCAUUCGUCAAUGGAGGAUCUGGAGGAGCGCGUUCGGGCAAUUUGCUUGAAAACACGAUCCUCGGAGAGUGUCGUACAGGAGAUGACACGCGAUAUCAAGCAGUUGGAUGUUGCAAAACGAAAUCUGAUUGCAUCCAUCAAGACACUUCAUCAUCUCCAGAUUCUCCUAACCGGCCAUCGCUACAGUGAUAUUGCGUCGCAGUUACCGGCCGUUUUAAAUGUUCUGCAGCUUUUUGGCCCGUACAUGGAGGUGGAGCACAUAAAAAAUGUGGCUGAACAGUUGGAGCGAUUGAAACAACGGCUAGCCAUUCAGCUUGUUGCCGACCUCAAACGGUCAUUUCAGGCAUCUUUUUCAGUCUUUCAUUUGCUUGGAUCACUGGGCCAUCGUUAUGCGGGGCUACAAAUAUCACCUUGUUUCAUUAACAUCGAUUGCAGGCUUGCAGUUACAAAGGGCCGUUCGCGGCUAAUUUUGAAUUCAGUUUCGCCGUACGAGUAA
Molecule: messenger RNA, 810 nt
Organism: Gongylonema pulchrum
Lineage: Eukaryota; Metazoa; Nematoda; Chromadorea; Rhabditida; Gongylonematidae
Source: the annotation of a GenBank genome assembly